AAGUGAAAUUGAACUUUCUAAUGUGGCCAUUUAUUGUUUAAAUGUUUUCACGAACGUCCUAUAUGAAUGGUAGAAAAUAUUUAUGUUGAUUGGCUGGAAUGUUUAUUUUGAAUUUAGAAUUUUUUUUUGAAUUUUUGUUUUUCUUUGAAAAUCAAUACAAAAUGACCAAGAAUUUUGAAUUAUGCAACACAUCUACAAUCGAUCUGAAUCCUUGUAUUAUUGAUUAUUCAAAAAAAUUCCACGCUUUCAUCGUUGGAACAUAUCAAUUGAUUGAAGUUGGAUCGAAAACAUAUGAUGAGGAUUACACUGAAGAUCAAUUGGCAUUUCUAAAUAAUCGAAUUGGCAGUAUAAAUGUUUUGAAUGUUGAUUGCAAAUUGAUUUGCAAACAUCAAUGUCAAUCGGGUGGUGUUUUUGAUCUGAAAAUCUCUAAUUAUCAUCAUGAUACUAGUAGCAACAGCGAAAUGAUUUUUGCUGCACAUUCGAAUGGAAUGUUUGGUAUUUAUAAAUUUGAAAAUGGUGUUCGCAUUCAUAAUGUUCAACAAAUCAAAACUGGCCAAACAAUGUUGACCACCAUUGGUGAUUUAUUCAUUGGUAACAUUCUAACAAUUGCUAUUGGCAGUUCAGAUGGUCAACUAUUAUGUUAUGAAUUUACGAUAAAUGAUUCAAUUGAAAAUCUAAUGGAACAAUCAUCAGCGGAUAAUUUAAUACAAUCAUCCAUCGUUACAAACGAUUCAUUAUCAAUAUGGUAUUUGAAAAUGGUACAUCUGGAAAUUAUGGAAUCAACAAUUGAACAAAAUUUAAUUUUUGUUUGUUCCGAAGAUUCUAUGUGGCGAAUAUUUACCUACAGCUCGAAAAAUCUGACCAAAUUAUUCGAAAACUGUGAUUCAUCCUAUGGUGUAACAUCAAUUGAAAUAUUUCGUAUAGAUCAUGUUGAUUUGAAUACUGUUUCCAUCAUUUUACUUGUUGGUUCAUAUGAUGAAUAUUUACGGAUUUAUAGCAUUGAAUUGAAAUUCGAUCAUCAUUCCAAGGAAACAAUGAAAAUUCUUCAAUGUUUACAACAAAAAAAGAUUCAUAUAAAUGGUGGUGGAAUAUGGCGAAUUCUUGUGAAUAAUGACAACGAUGAUGAUGAUAAUAAUAAUACCAUUCUAUUAUCGGCAAUGUAUUCCGGUGCUUAUUGGCUUACAUUAGAAAUCCCGACGGAAUACCAGAACGGUUUCAAACAAAAUCACCAUUUAAAUAUAGAUUAUAAAUUGAAUAAAUUUCCAAUCGAAAAUGAUGAUUCAAAUGAAAAUCAUCUUGUUUAUGGAAUCGGUUCCGAUUCCAUUCUAUCAACGAUACUGUUUGCAUCAUUUUAUGAGAAAAAAAUUUUUCUUUAUAAAUCCUGUGAUUGAAUAAAUAAAAAUAAAGAAUAAAAUAGA
This is a messenger RNA of Dermatophagoides farinae (American house dust mite), 1418 nucleotides long. RefSeq lists its product as uncharacterized. NCBI's taxonomy places the organism in Eukaryota, Metazoa, Arthropoda, Arachnida, Sarcoptiformes, Pyroglyphidae. Gene Ontology annotation, molecular function: protein binding; diphthine methylesterase activity. The record is from RefSeq and is a predicted model, not a curated record. Gene Ontology annotation, biological process: protein histidyl modification to diphthamide. Gene Ontology annotation, cellular component: cytoplasm.